GAUUAGAUUAGUUUACAAACCCUAUUAGAGAGUGAAGAGUAGGCCAAUUAGAGAAAGCAAAUUCCAACCGGAGCAAUUCGAGAAAAUUCAGAUUUCAGAAAACAGCGACAAAUAGCCCCCCCCCCUGAGGCAGUAUCGGAGGAAGCAGAGAUUCGCAGGUCCAAGGAGAAGGAGAAGCAGAGAAGGUUAUAUAGCCCAAAACUUCCAAAUUAAUGAAAGGCAAGAGAUAAAAAUUGUUCAUUUUAGCAUUUGUCUUGUGUUAUGCCUCGCUCAUGGGCUCGAGCUCUUUCUGCCAGAAACUCCCAUCACCACUAUGUUGGGAUUUUAUCUAGAAUAGCAUCCUUGCAUGCCUAUUGCACUAAGCCCUGUAAAGGUGAAGCUAAGGUGUUUCCAUUUUCUAGUGGCAGCUCCUCUCAAGCAAAAUGUGGUUUAUCCUCUUGUCAUUUCACAAGACAUGACAUUGAAACAGCUACUUUGGAUUCAAGAUGUUAUGACUUGUUCCCUCUAGCACAACCAGUUGCUUUCACCAAUGUCAGAAAAUUAUGUACUGUUUCGAUGGCAGAAACAAAAGACAAAUGGCCAGAUUUUGGUUUCUCACCUGACGAUACAAAUAGCCAAGUAGAAUUCGAUGGUGACUGCGAUUCCAUGACUGAUGCUCAUGAGCAAAAAGUUGUAUUUUCCACAGCAGAAUCAGUUGAUUUCACUAAGAUCGCAAUUGGCAAACUUCCAACUGUUCUUAUAGUGGGUCGCCCAAAUGUUGGCAAGUCUGCGCUGUUUAAUCGGCUGAUACGAAGGAGGGAAGCCCUUGUGUACAACACACCUGCUGACCAUGUUACUCGUGAUAUACGAGAUGGGGUUGCCAAAUUGGGCGAUUUGCGUUUCAUUGUGUUGGAUUCUGCUGGCUUAGAGGCAGAAGCAACAGCUGGUUCAGUUCUUCAAAGAACCGCAGAAAUGACUGGGAAUGUGCUGGCAAGAUCUCAGUUUGCACUAUUCUUGAUUGAUGCACGAAUCAAUGAAGAUGGUGCAAGUGAAAUUGCAACAACAACAAACCCACUAUAAUCCCAAUCCGUUAGAGUAUGGGGCUCAAGAUUUACCCAACCUUACCUUGAGUAAAAAAUGGAGAGGUUGUUUCCAAUAGACCCUUGAUGCAUUGCUGCAUUUACUUGGCAAAACUUCAUACUAGAAAGUAAAAAAAGUAAGGGAAGUUU
This is a messenger RNA of Cuscuta campestris, 1208 nucleotides long. NCBI's taxonomy places the organism in Eukaryota, Viridiplantae, Streptophyta, Magnoliopsida, Solanales, Convolvulaceae. The record is from the annotation of a GenBank genome assembly.